CCGGCCUCGCGCUCAGGGGCGCGUGGGGGUUUCCCGCGAGCCGCCCCCGCUGACCGGUGACUCAGCGCGCCGGGGGCGGUCAGACAAGGGCCGCUCCGGGCCCGGCGCAGGCAGAGUCCGCGAGGCGCUCGGCCGGGAAGCAGACGCGGCAGUUUCGCAGACGCAGGGAGACGCGCCGCGCCGCGCCCGGAGCAGCCUCUCGCCUCGAGCCCAUGGGACGCGGCCACUCGCCGCUCGUGACGGCGGCGCUGCUGCUGCUGCUGAGCCUGGGGCCGGCCGCCCUAACGCCCGCGCUGCCCGCGCGCUGCCCGCCCGGCAAGUUCCUCAGCUGCGCGGACUGUGGGACGAGCCCCGAGGAGGUUUGUCUCGCCUGCCCCAGGGGCACUUUCUCCGCCACGGCCAGUGCCCAGGAGACGUGCACCAGGUGCCGCAGGUGUGAAGGAAAAUUCAAAUAUAAAAGGGAGUGUUCUCCAACAAUGGAUGCAGAAUGUGCAUGUAAGGAUGGGCAUCGCUGUAUUGGAAAAGACUGUUCUAAAUGUGUAGAAAACUGUGGAGUAGGUCAGGAACCUCUUGAAGAAGCUUGCCAGACUUGUCCCAGUGGGACAUUUAACAAUCAGACCAAUGGUCCCUGCAGACAAUGGACAAAAUGCCUUCCAGAUAAGGUCCUGGUGAAUGGGACUAAUAGGAGUGAUGUGGUUUGUGGACAAGCUUCAGAAACUAUGACUCCAUCCACCAUUUCCAUCAUAGUCUCUACCCAUGUACAAGGGAAGGAUCUUCAGGUGGUCACCGUCGGGAUCGCUGUUACUGUGGCCGUGGUGGUAUGCAUAAUGUUUCUGCUGCCUUUGUAUGUGUGCUUCAGCAUCUGCGACAAAAAGAAACUACCUGCUAUGUUCAAGAAAAUGAAUGUAACACCUGAGCAAUCAACUCAAGAGGAGGAUGCCUGCAGCUGCCGCUUUCCAGAGGAAGAACAAGGAGACUGUGAUGACUGUAGCAAAUCCAAACUAUUCAGGGAUUCCUUGGUGCAUUAGAAACUGGACUUUCUAAGGAAGCCAAUUGUGGUUUCCUUUGCUUUGAGAGCACAGGACAGGAGCCUGGUUACAUAAUUGGGGUGGGGGGGGAGGAGUAGAUGCAGGUUAAGUGAAUUUUAAAACUUAUGGACUGAACAAUGCAGUCGGUGGUGGAUGAAGCAGGUCUUUCUCAGUACAUCACUGUCCUACAGACAGAAGAGUUGGUCCUUUAUUUAAAAAACAAACAAAAAAACAAAAAACCUCUUUAAAAAUUAACCCUUGCCAACAUCUCAAAUUCUAACGAAACUCUCUGGGCAGCAUCUUUAAAAUGAAAGCCAACUUACUAACUUUUUUUCAUAUGGUGGGACUAAUAUUUCUAAUAUAUUAUGAUUUACCCUAGAGACUAAAAAGCAUCAAUAAGACAGGAACCACAAGCCAGACUGGUCUUAUGUUACCUCUGGUAGGAGAUGCCUAUGCUAUAGCUUACUUAUUCAAGUUUGGGAGUGAGAAUAAUGUUCCUGAAGUUACAGACUAAACACUGACUACAGCUAGGUACAGUGCAGGCAGCCAGCAUACAAGCUUCCACCACCUUGCUCUUUUCAUGUCUGGAACUAUAGCCCCUCCUAAUUCAUGCUCAGCUAUCACACUAAUGGGUGUGGUAUAAAAUCCUAGACUGAUACUAUUUCAACUGCCAGAAUGAACUUCUAUAUCCUGCCCUACAGAAUGCUUUCCUAUUUCAGUUUAGGUAGAA
This is a messenger RNA of Chrysemys picta bellii (western painted turtle), 1758 nucleotides long. It is a transcript of the gene TNFRSF9, whose product is annotated as TNF receptor superfamily member 9. NCBI's taxonomy places the organism in Eukaryota, Metazoa, Chordata, Testudines, Emydidae. Gene Ontology annotation, molecular function: signaling receptor activity; protein binding. The record is from RefSeq and is a predicted model, not a curated record. Gene Ontology annotation, biological process: regulation of cell population proliferation.